Odontomachus brunneus is the source of this 710-nucleotide messenger RNA. RefSeq lists its product as uncharacterized. The coding region runs from base 57 to 710 and encodes 217 amino acids. NCBI's taxonomy places the organism in Eukaryota, Metazoa, Arthropoda, Insecta, Hymenoptera, Formicidae. The transcript has 2 exons. The record is from RefSeq and is a predicted model, not a curated record.
CAUUAGUUGAUCCCUCCAAAAUUCUACUUCCUCCACUUCAUAUUAAACUUGGUUUGAUGAAACAAUUCGUCAAAGCACUGGAUAAAGAAGGGGAAUGUUUCUUAUAUUUAACAAGUAAAUUUCCUAAUCUAUCGGAUGCGAAGUUGAAGGAGGGAGUUUUCGAUGGUCCACAAAUUCGUACUAUGUUCAGGGAUGAAACGUUUAUUACUAAGAUGAAUGAUAUUAAGCGUUCUGCUUGGUCAAGUUUCAAAAAAGUUGCACAGAAAUUCUUGGGUAAUCACAAAAGUGGAGAUUACGUGCAAAUCGUAUCAGAUAUGAUUCACAACUUCAAAGAGUUGGGCUGUUUAAUGAAUCUAAAAUUACACUUUCUGCAUUCACACCUUGAUUACUUCCCACAAAAUUUAGGAGAUUACAGUGAAGAGCAAGGGGAGCGUUUCCACCAGAAUUUGAAAGUUAUGGAACAUCGAUAUCAAAGAAGGUGGGAUAAAAAUAUGAUGGCAGACUAUUGUUGGAUGUUGAAAAGGGAAGAUACAAAUGAAAAUAAGAAAUGUAAAAGGAAUCCACUACACAGAUCAUUCGAAGAGAAAAGGGUACACAAAAGUCUAAAAAAUGGUUCCAACUUUGCUAUAGUAUGCAGAGAAGAGGAUCAGGAAGAGACUAUACGAUUUGGAUUUCACAAUCCAAGUUUCACAAAUUUGGGAUUGAAGUAA